Molecule: messenger RNA, 2973 nt
Organism: Ustilago hordei
Lineage: Eukaryota; Fungi; Basidiomycota; Ustilaginomycetes; Ustilaginales; Ustilaginaceae
Exons: 1
Coding region: 1-2973 (990 amino acids)
Biological process (GO): mismatch repair
Cellular component (GO): MutLalpha complex
Molecular function (GO): ATP binding; ATP-dependent DNA damage sensor activity; ATP hydrolysis activity
Source: RefSeq, a predicted model, not a curated record
AUGACGACCGUAAGUCUUCGGCAGAGCGACAGGGGCGAUCCCUCUGCAAACACCGCAUCAACGAGCUCAAACGUCAUCCGACCGAUCCCCUCGACCGACGUACACCGCAUCACCAGUGGUCAAGUUGUUCUCGACCUCCAGACAGCUGUCAAAGAGCUGAUCGAGAAUGCUCUUGACGCCUCAGCGUCCAACAUCACCAUCAACUUCCGUGACUACGGCGCAGAGUCGUUCGAGGUCAUCGACAAUGGUACCGGGAUCGACCCGUCCAACUACGCUUCAGUCGCUCUCAAGCACUAUACCAGCAAGCUCUCAUCCUUCUCAGACCUAGCUCUUGUACGAACGUUCGGCUUUCGUGGUGAAGCGCUCUCCUCUCUCUGCGCCUUGGCGAAGGUAACGAUCCACACUGCAACCUCUGAGCAGGCUCCUAUGGGCACCAUCUUACGACUCGACCGUGGAGGCAGAGUCGAAAGCGACGCCGGCAGAGCCGCCAGACAGCGUGGCACGACAAUCACCAUCGAGGGUCUCUUCAAGACCCUACCAGUGCGCAGAAAGGAGUUCGAGAAAAACCUUAAACGAGAAUACGCCAAGGCGCAGAAUCUAUUGCAAGCCUACGCGCUUAUCACAAAAGGAGUCCGCUGGACGACCACCAACACUCCAGCAAGCGGUCGCAAGACUCCGCAAUUCAGCGUCAACUCUUCGGGCGCUUACAACUACCUUUCUACCAAUGUGUCUGCUUUGUUCGGUGCGAGAGUUGCUCCUACAUUGAUGCCGUUGAACCUCGAGCUCACGUUCUCGGUGGCCAGAGCUCGCAACAAGUAUCUGCAGAGCGUCGCGAGGCAAAGCGAGCAGGACGCAGAUGGAGAGGAAGAAAAAGACGAAACAUCAACAGUCACCGUCGUAGGUCUCAUCAGCAAACCGGUCUAUGGUUCAGGUCGCACCUCUUCCGAUCGUCAGUUCUUCUACAUUAACGGUCGACCUUGGGAAGCAGGCAGAGUCAGUCGAGCGUUCAACGAAGUGUACAAGUCGUUCAACUCGAAUCACUUUCCCUUUGUCAUCGCUGACUUCCGACUGCCCACAGACUCGUACGAUGUCAACGUCAGCCCUGACAAGCGGACCAUCUUUCUGCACGAGGAGAGUCGACUUAUCGAGAAGGUCAAGGAGGCGCUCGACGAGCUCUUUGCGCCUAGUAGGGCGACUUUCUUGGUCAACGGAGCAAGUCACUCACUUCGGAACGGCAACGGGAUCACAAGCUUAAGCGCUCAGUCGAAGCUGAGCAGUUUCACAUCGACAGCGAGAAGGUCAAGCUCAGCAGCAUCGCCAGAGGAGGUUCAGGAUGAUCGCGAAGAGGAAGACGCGGUAUGGCUCGGUCAGGCUGACGAUAAAGAGGAUCAAAACGUCCAUGACGAAGAGGAUGCUGCAGGAUGGGUCGGUCAAGGCGAUGACGAGGACUUGGAUUCGAUGCCGCCACCUUUGAAGAUUCUCGCAUCGUCAGCAAAGGAAAAGGAUCUCGAGUAUCGUGAGGAGUCAGAUUCACCCGCACUACCACUCCCGCGACGCGCUGCGAAUCCAAUGGAUGACGACGAUGGCAGCGAGCCCGAUGUGCCAGCCCCGCUUGUUCCUGAGGUUGACUCCUCCGCACGCGCCUCUUCAAAGCGCGACUACGAAGAAGUUCUCGAUACUAGCCAGGCUUCUUGGUCACCAUCAAAGAAGCCUCGCACCGCACAGUCUCCUCCUGGACCAUCGAGGUCGCUGCAAUCGCCUUCAUCCGAUCGGUCUAGAAGUGAGGCUCGGAAUGUGCUUGCUUCUCUGCGGACGUUCGCGCUUCCAGGAUCCCAGAUGGAUAACGAUCUGCCCGUGUCCAGCAGGAUGGCAGCUGGUGAGGAGGAAGCAGAGUCGAUCCCCAUGGCGAUUGAGCACGAGGUGGAAGACAGUUCCACAGUUGACGAGGAGGAAGAGAAGGAGUCUGCUCCAGCUCUCAAAGCUGCCGAAGAAGCUGGCCUUGACGUCCCAAUGGACGAAGAAGACGAGGAGCCGCUGUCGAACAGGCUUGCUGCUAUGCAACAGUCUUCCCUUACCAUUGAUGAUGAUGUGACAGACGGAGCGCAUAUCCUUUUCGACCUUACUGGUCUGCAAAAAAGGCUGCAAGCCCGAAAAGGAGCCGUUGCUCUGUCUGCAUCCAAAUCAGCCUCCCAGAGUCUCCCAGCAUCCGGCGAUGAAGAGCUGUUGCAAGGAGCCGGAGUCUCCAAUCAAGACGAAAACCAAGUCGAACAAGCACUCUCUCGCGUCAUCCACAAAGAAGAUUUCUCGACCAUGGAAGUCGUCGGCCAAUUCAAUGUUGGCUUUAUCAUCGCUCGUCGCCGCACUGACUACGACGACAUGGACGACCUCUUCAUUGUCGACCAGCACGCAUCAGACGAGAAGUACAACUUCGAAACGCUCCAGCUCACCACCACCAUCCGGUCACAGAAGCUCAUCUCUCCACGCUUGCUCGAGCUGUCUGCUUCUGACGAACUAGUCGCGAUUGAACACCAAGACACGCUACUCGCGAACGGUUUCGAGAUCUCCGUCUCAGAAACAGGACUGCCUGGGACACGGGUGAAGCUCGUCACCCAGCCAAUCAGCAAGAGCACCGUCUUUGGUGUCAAAGAUCUCGAAGAGCUACUCUUCUUACUAAGAGACACAAGCGCAGGGUCGGAAGCAGCACGGAGAAUACGCUGCAGUAAAGCGAGGAACAUGUUCGCUAGCAGGGCGUGUAGGAAAUCGAUCAUGAUCGGAACUGCGCUGAACAAGGCGAAGAUGAGCGCGAUCUUGCGGAAUAUGGGAACGAUUGAGCAGCCGUGGAACUGUCCACAUGGCAGACCGACGAUGCGGCACUUGGCUUGUCUCAAGACGAUUAGCGAUCAGGGUAAGGGUGAAGGCGAAGAUGCAGAUGCAGAUCCUCAAUGGGAUGAACUUGUACGAUGUUUAGGUUAG